GUUUGGGGGAGGUUGCUCGGAAAAUGCGUGACAAAGGUGACCUUCGAGAUUAUCUGAUGCUGGAGCGAGUCAGGAAUUGCCUAAGGCGAAUAGGUGCAGAAGAAGUGAUGGAUCGCGAUAAAAUCACAUUUGAAAAUGUUGAUGAAGGACACGCAUCACCCGAUGACCAUGGCCAACCGAGCAAACCCACAGGAUAUGGGUUACAUGAUGACGAUACAUGUCAUGAUACACCCAUGGAGCCCCCGUCCACAAUUGGUAGUUCCUAUCACGCACAUGAAGUUCCUGAACAUCAGCUACGGGCUGAUUUUAAUUGGGCUGAUUUUAACUGGGCUGAUUUAUUUGGCAAUGAUCACUUCAGUGGAGCGACCGGCAUUGCAGAGCCGAGCUCACAAUAUUAGUUUAUAAUACGAGUAAUAGUGUAAUAUACUAAUAUUAAUGUAAUAAUAUCUUUGUGUGAUGUAAUUAGUUUAAUAAUAUGAAUGUUAUUUUCAUAAUAUUCAUAUUAGUGAAAUAAUAUCCCUCCGUCAUCUACUCUAAUUAUUUCAACCACCCACAACUACUCUAUUAAUCUCAACUACCACAUCCAACUCAU
Messenger RNA from Cuscuta europaea, 592 nucleotides. The record is from the annotation of a GenBank genome assembly. Lineage: Eukaryota; Viridiplantae; Streptophyta; Magnoliopsida; Solanales; Convolvulaceae.